Molecule: messenger RNA, 2582 nt
Organism: Nycticebus coucang (slow loris)
Lineage: Eukaryota; Metazoa; Chordata; Mammalia; Primates; Lorisidae
Gene: ESM1
Product: endothelial cell specific molecule 1
Exons: 4
Coding region: 409-1104 (231 amino acids)
Cellular component (GO): extracellular region
Source: RefSeq, a predicted model, not a curated record
AGCGCUUAAUGAGGCGCUGGCCCAUUUUAAGAGGACUACUCUUCUUAUCCCUUGGAACCUAGGUCCUGUGACCCUCCACAGCACGAAGACCUUGUUUCCUGAUGGGCUCUGAGACAAAGCUGCACCCCAAGUGACACGCCAGUGUCAGAACAAUUCCUGAGGAGGAGGAGGCUGUGCGACCUUCUUUAUUCCUCCUUCACAGACGUCCUUGAGCCCCUGAGACGGAUGUGAGUGAGUUUUUCAGUCCUCAUGCAAAACAACCAUCUAAACAUAACAGAUGACAUCAGCUUGGGCCUUUCAAUUCCUGGAUGGCAGCAGCAUGUUAAUCCAGCCUUCAUCCUGGAUUUCAUAAACUAAAACAAGAGAGCCUGGCAGGAGGACAGCGCUGCUGCUGGGUUGAGGAAAUUGAUGACGGGGAAGCAUGCAGGCAACCCAGUGUAUAAAACUCAUAAACGUGUAGGCAGAGGCUCAGCUACCAGCAGUUUGGACGGCUGCUCCCCGCCAGCAGAGACCGCGACGUGGGAGCCGAGCCCAGGCCAGCUGGGGAACAUGAGAGGCCUCUUGCUGCUGACCACGCUGCUGGUCCCUGCGCACCUGGCAGCGGCCAGGAGCACCAAGUAUGCAGUGGAUUGCCCUGAACACUGUGACCGCAACCAGUGCAAAAGCAGCUUGCGUUGCAAGAGGACGGUGCUGGACGACUGCGGCUGCUGCCGGGUGUGCGCUGCGGGGCGGGGAGAAACCUGCUACCGCACCGUCUCAGGCAUGGACGGCGUCAAGUGUGGCCCGGGGCUCAGGUGUCAGUUUUACAGCGAGGAGGACGAUUUUGGUGAUGAAUUUGGUAUCUGCAAAGACUGCCCCUACGGCACCUUUGGGAUGGAAUGUAGAGAGACCUGCAAUUGCCAGUCGGGCAUCUGUGACAGGGGCACGGGGAAAUGUCUGAAAUUCCCUUUCUUCCAAUAUUCAGUACCCAAGUCUUCCAACAGGAGAUUUGUUUCUCAUACAGAGCCUGACAUGGCUUCUGGAGAUGGCAAUUCUGUGAGAGAGGAAUUCGUGAAAGAGAAUGCCGCCAGGUCUCCCCUCAGGAGAUGGUUAAAUCCACGCUGAGCCUGGGUGCAAUUUCUAAGAGACAGCUCUAUUUUAGCAAUUGUUUAACACACAGCCAACAUUUUAGAAACUGUCAUCGCAUAUGGACUUGUAACUUUUGGAGACUAAGUGUGAUUCAUGGUGAUCCAGGAAAAAAAAAGUAGCUACUUACAAUCCAUGAAGAGCGUAUGACUGAACACUUUUAGAUAUUUGUUAAAUAUUUGUAUGCAUAUAGAUUUGUUAAAUGUGUGUAUAGUAACCUGAAGAAUUAAAAAUGCAAUUUAGAUGAUCUUCCAUGGAGACAGUUCAGCCCAAGGGAAAGCUAAUUCAAAAUGAAGACCACAGUGGGCCCACGGGGUCUGGGAUGUACAUUAAUGAUGGGAUAGCGGGUGGAGGAGGUAUUCAAAGCAGGAGAAGGUGGGGGUGGGGCGGGAUGGGGAGUAUGAUAUUUAGUUCUUGUGGUAACUUCAGUACAUUGGUAGAGUUUAAUUGUGGUUGUUUUGUUUUGUUACUUUUGGUAAAAUCCAAACAAAACAACCAGAAAACCCCUGAAGGAAGUGAGCUGUUUGAAACACGUGUGAGUUUGAGUAACAGUCUUGAAUUGAAGUUGAUUUCAAAGGGCUGCUGAUGUACUUCCCAUGUUACCUGUAUCAGAAGGACGGUUCUGGGACAGAGGGCAAACAUACACUUCCAUAAAUGGUUUUAAAAAAUGCCACAUGGAGACAGAGCUAGGAUGUGUUUUGCCCACUGGGGGGUUUUAUAGGUGUGAAGGUAAAUAUUAUAUAUUUUUAUAAACAAAUGUUAGUACAAGUCCUCCUCCCUAUCCAUAUUUAUCAUCCUAUUGAGGAAAUGAACCUAAUAUUGUUUGUUUAAAAUGGUUAAAGGUUAAAGGUUUUGACUCUAUGAGAUUUUCAUGCAUCUGAGGCACAGCAAAUUUAUUACUAAGAACUAUAAUAAUAUAAACAGUAAUGAACAUAAGAGAAACCUACAAAAAUGUAUUUACUCUGGAUGUAUAAAAUGUCAAAAAGUGAGCAACAGAGGAAUUUAUUUAAAAGUGAAUGCUAUGACUUAAAUUAAUUUUAAAUUUAAUGUAUAAAAUAACUUUUUAGGAAGUUUGGAAAAGAAGAAUCGAUCUUCAGCAGGAAACAUGUCAACUUUACAAUACAGUUUAUGUUCACAUUUUUUUUCUUUUAAAUUUGGUUCAUAAGUAGAAUUAGGAGCCCCAAUAUGCUCUUGAGCUCAAGCAAUUGGGGGGAAUCUUGGCACAAACAGGAAUGUUGUGUUAGAUACUAUUAGGAAAUAUUUAGAGAAGUAUUUUAUUUGGAGUAAAGAACUUAUUUAAGGAUUGUUUCAUUCUUUAUGUAUAUUUUAUUCUUGGGGUUUGCCAACAGAGUUGUGAAUGUGUAUGGGAAGGUCUUUGAAUGUAAACAAAAUAAGCUGUUGGGUUUUAUUUUAAAUGGACAAGUUUAUUAUUGUUCAAUAAAAAAGAACAAGACACA